Adineta ricciae is the source of this 405-nucleotide messenger RNA. Lineage: Eukaryota; Metazoa; Rotifera; Eurotatoria; Adinetida; Adinetidae. The record is from the annotation of a GenBank genome assembly.
AUGGGUAUAGUCUAUAGUAACACGAAUGAAUGGUCAAAAGCACGUUCGUAUUACGAGAAAGCAUUAGAAAUCUACCAAAAACAACUUUCCCCCGAUUAUUCUCAUCCAGGAAUUCUUUACAAUAAUAUCGGUUUACUCUGUGACAAUAUGGAAGAAUAUUCAAAUGCACUUGCAUUUUAUCUGCAAACGUGGAAGAUUAAGGAGCAAACGCUUCCAUCCAAUCAUCCUGGAUUGGCGACAUUGUACAAUAACAUCGCGACUGUUUAUAACAAUAUGAAGGAGUAUGCAAAAGCGCUUUCAUUCUUUGAAUCUGCCUUGGUUAUCAAACAGAAAACUCUUCCUCCUAACCAUCCGAGUCUACAAGAUGUAAUUCAAAGUAUUGAAUACUGUAAUAAGAACCUAUGA